AUGCCUCCAGAGCCUGAAGAGCCUCCUCCUGUCAGUAAUGCGGCAACAAUCGCCGGGAUGCAGGAGCUAUGGCCUUCUUUGGGCAGCGCUGGUCAUCCAGAACUGUGCUACCGCAGGUGCCUACACUUUGCGAGGGGCGUGUGCUCCCAUGGCUCAGGGUGCCACUUCUGCCACGUAACGACGCACCCCCCAGAUCGCAAGAUGCAGAGGUCGGAUCGCGAGCUGCUCCAUGGCCUGUCGCUGCCAGACCUUUUACGGGUUACCUGGAGAGUGCUUGCGUGGCGUAUCCAGGCGAGACGCGCACAGGCAGAACCCAUCUUCGAGGUGCUCGCUCUGGAGCUGCAAGAUGCCCAAAGGGCCCAAAGCCAGGGUCCCAUGGGUCCCAUGGGUCCCGCAGGGCGCCGUCCGACGGACCAGGAACUUCAAGCUCUUCAGUGGUCUCUAAGUCGCUCAUCGAUGAAUUUCGCUUCGUUGAUAACUUUCAUUUCGUCGCGAUGCCGUCCUGCGAGCAGAGAUCAACUGCUGGCCCUCCUGGCACAAAUGACACAGGAAGCCCGUCCAUGA
Molecule: messenger RNA, 564 nt
Organism: Symbiodinium natans
Lineage: Eukaryota; Dinophyceae; Suessiales; Symbiodiniaceae
Source: the annotation of a GenBank genome assembly